Molecule: messenger RNA, 975 nt
Organism: Cylicocyclus nassatus
Lineage: Eukaryota; Metazoa; Nematoda; Chromadorea; Rhabditida; Strongylidae
Source: the annotation of a GenBank genome assembly
AUGUACCAGCCAAUCCAGAGCGGCAGACAAGGAUACAAAGAGCUCAAAGAAGUACGUAAUGGUUUGGAACAUGGUAAACCUGUAAUGCGACUUCUUUUAUCCCUUCUGGCUAUCGUAGCCACUUCAUAUCAAGAAGAAACUACGAAAAAGCCUGUUCAUGAAGGUAACACUCCAUUACAACAGCAUCGUGGUCAGGGUGUCGUGAAAAAACCACACCGUGAUCGCCAGUUUCAAAUUCAAGGAGUAGAUGUUCGUGAGGACAGGAGGAAAGCACUCGCUAGUAGGAUUAAGAGACAAUAUGGGCAGCCCGCAUCCUCGUAUAACUAUGGAGCGGAAGCCAUGUCCUACUAUGAACAACACGAGCCAUCAAGGCAAACUCCUAGACCAACUCCACCAACUGCACCAAAUAGGCAAACACCUCCACCACAGACAACUAGGCAAACUGCACCACCGGCGUCAGUGCCACCAACGACAACAACACCUUCACCAGCAUAUCCAUCUCCAGUAGAGGACCACAACCGAAUUGGCGGUGUCAGAACAAAUGUUGCUCGCUACUACUAUCCACCUCGUCGUGCUGUUCCACAUUCACAGUGCUUCUACAAUCCUUCAGGAUACGUCUGCUGCAAUCAAGAACUCAAUGACCUUAUGGUGAACACCUAUAACGAGCUAGAGGCUCGACCAAAAUUCCAUACUUGCAACGUCCAAGCCAUUGUGAACACCUUACAGCAACGCCUCGAAGCCCGCUUCAACGAAACCUUCGAAACAGUAGCCUCUUAUGACGAUUUUGCGCAAAAAGUCCACUUUCGCGGUGAUCUUAUCUGCAAAGUGGAGACUAACGGAAGAUAUCUGCUAGCUUACGUGGCUGCUCGUGGUGUCCAAGAGCCUCAGCUUCCACCUCUUGGAGACUUGGUUAGGCUGGGACCUGUGACCGAAGAACAACAUAACUUCAGCAAAGUCAGAUCGAUUCGAAUCUAA